AUGCUCUACAAGCCUUUCGACGGGGAGGUGGUCCACGUGGAUUUUCGUGAGGAGGCUCCAACCUUGUACCACCCCAAGACGUUCUGCAAGAAUGCCACCUGCAUCAAGGAUCCAGACUGUGACUGCAAUGGAACCUGGCCAAGCACGGAACGCUGCACCGGUGGACAUGCGACUGGUACCCCUGGCUUCCCAGCGCUGUUGAUGCUUGCCAUCCGCGACCAGCUAGCUUCGCUGCCUCUCUCAGACCUUGCGCAGCCUGCGAUAGAGAUAGCAAGAGAUGGUUGGGUUAUGGACGAAGGCCUCUACAAGAGCAUCCAGCAGUACGCACCGCAAUUAGCAAGAGACACGGCGUCCCGACAGCUGUUUCUGGAUGCCAGCGGUACCAGGCCUAUAGCUCAGGUCGGCGAGGUCCUGCGGAACCCCGAUCUCGCUAACACGCUGGAGUUACUGGUGGCUGAUCCUGCUGCCUUCUACACAGGGACCUUGGGUGCAGAGUUUGUGGAGGCAGCCAGAGCGGGCGUGAACGAAGUGACAGGGAAGUAUGGCUUGCUGUCCAUGGAGGAUCUGUAUGGCUACAGGGCGGUGUAUCGUGAGCCAGUGCA
Messenger RNA from Symbiodinium pilosum, 602 nucleotides. NCBI's taxonomy places the organism in Eukaryota, Dinophyceae, Suessiales, Symbiodiniaceae. The record is from the annotation of a GenBank genome assembly.